Molecule: messenger RNA, 7328 nt
Organism: Halichondria panicea
Lineage: Eukaryota; Metazoa; Porifera; Demospongiae; Suberitida; Halichondriidae
Product: CCR4-NOT transcription complex subunit 1-like
Exons: 54
Coding region: 146-7201 (2351 amino acids)
Biological process (GO): negative regulation of translation; nuclear-transcribed mRNA catabolic process, deadenylation-dependent decay
Cellular component (GO): CCR4-NOT core complex; P-body
Molecular function (GO): molecular adaptor activity
Source: RefSeq, a predicted model, not a curated record
CCGUUAAUUUAGAUUUAUAGCAUGUGGAGCUGUGUGCGUUUAGUUGACUUUCUGCAGCCUCUACCUACAAGCUUGGGUGUCUAAAAGUGUUCGUGAGGAAACAGUCAAUAGCAGCAAAGACUGUGAUCUUUGGGAGGAAGAAGAAAUGUCUCUGUCCCCUUGCUGCUAUGCCUUGUCUCAAAUAUCCUCUCUGGUGGUCAACAUCACUAAGAAGAACUAUAAAGCCAACUGCUCUGAGAUUGCUAAGCUUGUGGACACCUAUGGCCCUGAGGCAGACCGACACUUGUUCCGUUGUCUAAUCUCAAGCAUUGACUUUGCUAACGAAGGACGUAACUCAGGCAAGGAGCAACUGCAGCUGCUGAGCAGGGAGGCAGCUGCCCUUGUCACCAAGCCAGACUUUGUCUCCAUUCUUUGUUAUGCCUUUGAGAAACAAGAGUCAAAGAGUCUCCGCCCGUCGUCCCAGCCACUGAGUCAAGUUGCCAAGAUGUUGAAGCUAGGACGCGUGCAGGAGGUAGUCUUUGCUCUGGGACUCACCAGCUCCACUGAUCCAGAGAUGAGCUCACAUGCGUCCCAGUACUUGAGGAGUAAGCUUCCUGAGCUUGUCAGAUCGUAUUCAGACCUCAGCUCCGGGUUUGAGGGUGGGUUUGGUGACACUGCUAUCGAGGUCCUCCAUCUCCUUCUUUCCUACCUCCUUCAAGGCUCCGAGGAAGAAGUGUGUGUGGCCAAGGAGAGCGUCAACACCUUUGUACAAACCCUGCGAAGAGACUUCCCCCGAGAGAGGGUGCCGGUGGUUCUAGCACCGCUGCUGUAUCGAGAUCAGCUUGACAUCACUGAGGACAGGCUUGUUCCAGUGUCUGUUUCUCUACCUUCAUCAGUGUUCUCUGUUGACCUGGCUGACGUGCUCAAGGAGAUUGGAUAUGCUGCCACUGCAUCGAAACAGGAGAUGAUGGACAUUCUGAAGGACUAUGGUAAACCCCACAUCAAUACCAAGCAGGUGGCUAAAGUCCUAGGAAUGAUGGCCAACACGUUGUCUGGACUGCCAGAGAGCAUGCCUUUCAUGGGAGGGUCGAGUGACCUCCUGCACGGGUCUGGCAAGUCCCCCACCUCCUGGGACACCAGAGUGUUCAUAUCGUGCAUCCAAUCCCUUCAUCCCUCCCUCAACUGGCGGGAGGUGGUCCAAUCCUUCGACUACCCCGGGUUCCUGGUGCCCUCUCCUGAUGCUCUCAGUCUCAUUGUCACCGCUUACAAUCAGGCAACUCGAGACUCGUUUCCUCUUGACUGUCUAUACAUAUUGGAGUGGCGUAACACUAAGGGACAGUUGUCAUGGAUACGAGCAGCCAUUAGGGGCUGUUCAGAGUUCAGUGUGGCUCAAUUCCCUCUGGCCUGUAUCCCACAAGGCCUUGUUGAGGAGCUCAAGAUCAAUCUCACUGUAGACGAAGCAUUGACAUGGCGUUCUUGCAGCCUGAUGGACACUCUGCUGGCUCUGUCAGAGCAGGGACACUACGAAGAGGUCAUGUCAGUCUUUACCUCACCCAUCAAGAAGUGUCCUGAGCUCAUCUUCCUCACUGCCAUCAAAGCUAAGCGUGACUGGUACAUGGCUCAGCAGGAGAUCAUUAGUCAACUCCUCCCACUUUUCAUCACCAAUCACCCCACCUACUCGGCACUACUGCAAGAAGCCUGGCACGGAGCGAACAAUCGCCCUGACGUGCAGAGCAUGCUCGUACAGGCCAUGUCAGACUGGUACAUGUCAGGUGACACCACUGACCACACCCGUAUGGCUCGUAUUCUUGACGUAGCCCAAGAAGUGAAAGCACUCCCCCCCAUGUUGGAUGUCAACCAGUUCCCUUUUGUUAUUGACCUGGCGUGCUGGGCCGCCAAGAGGGAGUUUUUGAAGCUGGACAAAUGGGUCAUUGAUAAGCUCAAAGAGUAUCAGGAGUCUUUUGUGUCCGAGUGUCUCCAGUUCCUGUCUGCACGUGCUCCGAAGAAAGUAGUCCAGAGCGAAAAAAGUGGCUUCACACAUGACAUUAUAUGCACCAUCCUCUCCUGUCUACAGUCCUACAUCACCAUCAGUCCACUGCCCUCUGACCUAGUAGAGAAGCUGCGUGCCCUUAUCACCGUUCAUGGACCCCUCCCCCAAAAGCCACGCCCUCAAAUCGGACCACAGACUACCCUUGGAGGAAUGCCCUCACCUCUGGACUUGGGUAACAUCACUCCAGUCAGUCUGUCCAUGGGGUUCUCGGGAGGGGGUAACAGUACUGGGAUGCUGGGAACGCCCGGAUCACCAGGGAAACAAGGAUUUAACACCAUGCAACAUCAGACUCUGUUUGGAAACUCCUCGCCGGACCCGUUCAAUCUGUACAUGAGCGGAGGAACCACACCCACUGGAGUAGCCAGCUCUCCCAUUGGAGGACCACUCCCUAAGCUGCCACCCUCCAUGAUGCAGCAUCAGCACCAAAUCACCAAGCAAGUGAGCAACGAACCUAUUGGGUUCGGUCCAGAACAGACAUUCUCCAAAGAAGUGGACGACAAAGCUAAUGCUUACUUCCAAGCCAUCUACAACCGUGGCAUGACCGUGGAUCAGCUGCUGGACAUGCUCAAGCAGUUUAAAGACUCCAACAACAAAAAAGAAAAGGACUUGUAUGUAUGCAUGCUGCGGAAUAUGUUUGAGGAGUACAAGUUCUUCCCUCAGUUCCCUGAGAAGGAAUUGCAAAUCACAGGCCAACUAUUUGGGGGAAUCAUCGAGCAUGAGCUAGUCACAUACAUGUCUCUGAGUCUUGCCCUACGCUAUGUCCUUGAGUCUCUCAAGAAACCUCCAUCCAGCAAGAUGUACCUCUUUGGUUUGGCAGCUCUAGACAAGUUCAAGUCUCGUCUCCACGAGUUCUCCCAGUAUUGUGCUAGCAUCUCCUCCAUACCUCACUUUCCACAGUUCCCCCCGAUGCUCAUCAGGUAUGUCCAAUACGGCCAGCAUGGUCAGCAGUCUACAGAGCCACCCAGCAUGAUCCCGUUCUCCUCUGCCAGAGGAAACAACUCCAGUGACCCUCACACACCCCUUACAAUGCCACACAUGCCAAACAUCCUACCCCCACUGAGCAUGAUCAACACGAACCCUCAGAGCAGCCCCACCUUCCAAUCUCUUGACCUGGGAAUGGGUAGUCCACUUUCCUCCCCAGUUGGAGGUGGGGGACAGCUGUCUCCUGCUACACUGACACUUGGCGCUGUUCCCAAGGGCAAGAUGGGGCCAGGCUCCUCAGGAAGCCCGGGGCGGAAAGAGACGCCAUCCAUCAACACAACCAAUAUUGACACCCUCCUGGUCGCAGCUGACCGGCAGCAGUCUGAAAGUGUGAUGCCCCCUGAUGAACUGCAGGACAAGGUCCACUUCUUGUUCAACAACCUCUCUUCCAGUAACCUCUCUGACAAGGCUGAAGAGUUCCGUGGUCUGGUUGAAGAGGAGCACUUCAACUGGGUGGCCCAGUAUCUGGUCAUGAAGAGAGCCUCCAUUGAGCCAAACUUCCAUAGCCUCUACAUCGGUUUCCUGGAUGUGUAUUCCUCACACACCCUGCGCCGAGUGGUCUUACUGGAGACUCAUAGGAACAUCAAGGUGAUCCUCCAAGCUGACAAAACCAGCAAUAACUUCUCUGACAGAGCCAUCCUCAAGAACCUUGGUCACUGGUUGGGGAUGCAGACACUUGGCAAGAAUAAACCCAUUUUGCAGAAUGAUCUUGCUGUGAAGGAUUUGAUUUUGGAAGCAUGCGAGAAAGGACAACAGGACCUGCUCUAUGUGGUACCGUUUGUUGCCAAGGUAGUGGAAUCAUGUGCAGAGAGCAGAGUGUUCAAACCUCCGAACCCCUGGACCAUGGGAAUCAUGGCCGUGCUUAGUGAACUACACUCCCUGCCGAACCUCAAGCUCAACUUGAGGUUUGAAAUUGAAGUUCUGUGCAAGCAUCUAUUGCUGGAAAUCUCAGAUGUGUCUCCCUGCAAACUGAUUGGUGACACUGAGAAGCUCAAAAACAUCAUCCCACAACUUGGAAUAAAAAGUAAACCUGAAAGCGACAAUAACCAGCCUCCAAGUCAAAGUACGGUGGUCGGAGCUUCCCAGACAACAACACACCAGCCUCAGUUUAGAGUGGAAGACAUCAAUGUCACCUCACUGGCCGGGCUGUCACCACACAUCCAGAUCAGCCCCCAGAUUGGUCUGUUCCAGCAGUACCCUCAUCUGAAGCAGUGUGUGAAGCCAUCGAUAGAGAAGGCUGUUCAAGACCUCCUCUUGCCAGUGGCUGAGCGCUCCAUCAAGAUUGCUGUCACCACCACUGAUUCCAUCAUCAGAAAGGACUUCUCUUUGGACCCAGACAUCCACCGCAUGCACAUAGCUGCUCACAACAUGGUGCGUCACCUGACAGCUGGGAUGGCGCUUAUCACGUGUAGAGAGCCGCUUCUCAUGAGCAUCAGCUCCAACCUCAAGUCUGCCUUCACCUCUGCCAUCAGGACCCCCACUGAAGAGCUAAAGAGCCUUAUAGAUCAGGCUGCUAACCAGAUCAGUGCUGACAACACAGAGCUGGCCUGUGCCUUCAUUCAGAAGACCUCUAUGGAGAAAGCAACUCCAGAGGUUGACAAGCGACUAGCGGAGGAGUUUGAUCUUCGGAAGCAAGCCAGGAAUGAAGGGAGGAGGUACUGCAACGCUGGUGCCCUCACCUACCAGGCCGAGAGAAUGCCAGAGCAGAUACGGCUCAAUGUGGGUGGCCCCACUCAGCAGGCAGCUGCCGUAUACGAGGAGUUCGGCCGCUCACUUCCUGGGUUCCUGCCCUCCACCUCUUCCAAAGAGCCGGCUAAAACUGAGUUUGUGCCGACUGAAGAUUUUCUCGCCCUGCUUGUCAAGUGCAUUCAGGAUGUUUCUCGUCACCUAAGCUCCGCCCUAGCCCCACCCUCCAACCCCCAUGUCCUUAUGAUGCGUUCCCUCCUAGAGAUGGUCAUGCAACUCAGGUUGGCUCAGAAUUAUCUCAACAUCAUUGGACUACUACAGAAGGCCCUUGAGGGACUGCUAGAGGGCAUGAACCCUCCCCCCAGUGACCCAGAACUGUUCAUCAGCUUUAGAGAUUGUCACCUCCUCAUCCUCAAGAUGAUACAGAGCCACUCUGGCCUCGGACCAGAAGCUGCCAUGGCUCAUGUGACCCGUAUUUUACUUGGAGCUCGAGAGGACAUCAAGUACAGCCCGCGGGCCAUUAUCCUGUUAAUAGGACUCCAGAUUGUGGACAUGAGGAAACUUGACGAGCAUUUGGCAAAGGUGAUAGAGACGGGUCGUCACCUGGUGGCCCUGAGCUGUAGCAUCAAGCUGGUUAAUGCCAUUGUCUCUGCUGAAAAGAGAGAGACACCAAUUACCGAUAAGGACCUCCGCAAGACAAAGGAGACUCUGAUCAGACUAGCUGCUAGCGUCAAGCUGCUCCCAGACAGCUCUGCCCAGUUGCUGGAGCCGUUCCGCAUGAACCACGAGAUCCAGCUGCAGAUGGGGGAUCUGGAACGCGCUCCUGGUGGUCCCGCUAAUGUCAUUGGUCACUCCUCUGCAGCGGUCACCCCCGGAGCGACCUCUGACCUUGAGGACCCACCUGGUCUCUAUGAAAAGGUUGAGUACCUGCUGUCUGAGUGGGUACGUCACUUCCAUCAGCCUGGUCUGCUCAGGGAGGGGGAUAAAAUUUACGCUGCCUACAUUGCUAGGCUCCAACAACAGGGCAUACUGAAGAGUGAUGACCUCAUCACUCGGUUCUUCAGGAUCAGUGUGGAGAUGUGCGUUGACCUCUGCUACAGAACCCUCACUGACCCAGCCAUCAAUGCGACCAUGGCUAGAGCUAAAUGCUACCACACGAUGGACGCCUUUGUCAAAUUGGUAGUGGUGUUGGUACGCUACUCUGGUGAUGCCGCAAACACUGUCACCAAGGUCAACCUACUCAACAAGGUAUUGGUGACAGUGGCCCAUGUACUGCUGCAUGACCAUGAGAGUCGUCACGGGGAAUUCCACCAGUUGGCCUAUCACAGGUUCUUCAUCAUGUUACUCAACGACCUCAGUUCUCCUGACCCUGUCUUUGACUCCAUCAGCUUCCCAAUGCUUCACGCCUUCAGCCAUGUGUACCACAUAAUUCGUCCUGGUCGUGCCCCUGGGUUUGCCUACUCUUGGCUGGAGCUCAUCUCUCACAGAAGUUUCAUUGCCAAGCUACUCCUGCAGACACCACAGCAAAAGGGUUGGCCUCUGUUCCACCAGCUCCUCAUCGAUCUAUUCAAGUUUUUGGCUCCUUUCCUGCGCAAUGCCGAGCUGACUAAACCCACCCAAGCCCUGUAUAAGGGCACCCUCCGAGUGUUGUUAGUCCUGUUGCACGACUUUCCAGAGUUCCUGUGUGAUUAUCACUUCUCGUUCUGUGACGUCAUCCCCCCAAACUGCAUUCAGAUGAGGAACCUCAUUCUGUCUGCUUUCCCGAGAAACAUGAGACUACCAGACCCCUUCACUCCUAAUCUGAAGGUGGAGAUGUUGCCGGACAUAGCCCAUGCUCCAAGGAUUCUGCCGCCGUACAGCCAGCACAUACCUCAGAACCUAAAGAAGGACUUGGACAACUACAUACGAACUAGGGCUCCAGUCACCUUCCUCCAGGAGCUGAGGGGACAUCUCACGAUAUCGUCUGAUCCUGGCAAUCAGUAUAAUAUCACCCUGAUGAAUGCACUGGUACUAUAUGUGGGUACUCAAGCAAUUGCAUACGUCCACAGUAAAGGGAUCACGCCCUCCACCAGUACUAUUGCUCAUACAGCUCACAUGGACAUCUUCCAACACCUUGUUGUUGAUCUAGACACUGAAGGUCGCUAUUUGUUCCUGAAUGCCAUAGCCAACCAACUACGCUACCCUAACUCUCAUACCCACUACUUUUCGUGUGCCCUACUCUCUCUGUUUUCUGAGACCAAUGUGGAGGCCAUACAAGAGCAGGUCACAAGGGUUCUACUGGAACGGCUGAUAGUGAAUCGCCCACACCCCUGGGGCCUGCUGAUCACAUUCAUUGAGCUCAUCAAAAAUGCAGCGUACAGUUUCUGGAAGCAUGAAUUUGUCCACUGUGCUCCUGAGAUUGAAAAGCUCUUUGGGUCAGUAGCUAAGAGCUGCAUGCAGAAGCAGCCCCAGACAGUGGGGGGUGGAACCUCACAGCCUGGCCGAGAGGUAGACACUCAUGACUGAACUUUCUAGACACUUUCUUUUCUCUGAUUUAGUGUAUUUAGUUGAUACAUGUAUAGAUCUCUUUGCUAAAAACUCCUGUAAAUUGUAUUGUUGUAACAACUUCUGACAUUGAUUUUCAUUGCACAGU